AUGGCAAUCGGCGGCGCACCAGCCGGCCGGAUCGUGAUGGAGCUGUUCGCCGACACAACUCCACGAACCCCAGAGAACUUCAGAGCUCUUUGCACUGGAGAGAAAGGCAAAGGCCGAAGAGGCAAGCCUUUGCACUACAAAGGCUCGACUUUUCACCGAGUGAUCCCUGGAUUCAUGUGCCAGGGAGGGGAUUUUACCGCAGGGAACGGAGCCGGAGGAGAAUCAAUCCAUGGAGCGAAAUUUGCUGAUGAGAAUUUCAUAAAGAAACAUACUGGGCCUGGGAUCUUAUCUAUGGCUAAUGCUGGGCCUGGAACUAAUGGGUCUCGGUUUUUUAUCUGUACGGAGGCGACUGAAUGGCUUGAUAGGAAACGUGGUGUUUGGAAGAGUUGUGGAGGGUAUGGUUGUUGUUAA
Messenger RNA from Dovyalis caffra, 411 nucleotides. The record is from the annotation of a GenBank genome assembly. Lineage: Eukaryota; Viridiplantae; Streptophyta; Magnoliopsida; Malpighiales; Salicaceae.